This is a messenger RNA of Teleopsis dalmanni, 1817 nucleotides long. It is a transcript of the gene Pdp, whose product is annotated as pyruvate dehydrogenase [acetyl-transferring]-phosphatase 1, mitochondrial. The coding region runs from base 234 to 1646 and encodes 470 amino acids. Gene Ontology annotation, biological process: protein dephosphorylation. The transcript is spliced from 6 exons. The record is from RefSeq and is a predicted model, not a curated record. NCBI's taxonomy places the organism in Eukaryota, Metazoa, Arthropoda, Insecta, Diptera, Diopsidae. Gene Ontology annotation, molecular function: protein serine/threonine phosphatase activity.
UAAUUAUAUUACGAAAAAAUUUUAUAUUUUUCAUUUGCCAAAGAUAGUUUUAGUGUUGUUACACUCGCGGUAUUCUACUACGAAUUAAUUAGUAUUAAUUAUUAUAUAUAAAUGCUAACAAAUAAACAAAUAUUCGACAUAAAGCAACCUCAAUUUGAUUUAAAUACAAAAAUUAUUUGUUUAUCAAACGACGUAAUACAUUCGAAGUAGCCCACCCACACCAAAAACAUUAGAUGUUAACAGUUUUGAUACGUAAUUUCGUCGUUGCACGACAUCAUCUUACUUACAAAGAACCUGUAAGUAAACGUUUGUUUCAUUUUACAGGAAGGCGGGAAGCUCAACCACAAUUAUCACCCUACGAUGUAAAUUUACUAUUACGUGAACAUGAGUACACGCACAAUUUCCAAGAGGACAACACUAUCCGCAGUUACGAAUCAAAUCAACUCAGCUCGAAUAGUCCGUGUGAAGAUACGCGCACUGAGGCCAGUUUUAUACAUAAAAAUGCAUUUAUAUGUGGCAUUUUCGAUGGUCAUGCAGGACCUUCGUGUUCACAAGUCGUCUCUAAACGCUUAUUAAGAUAUAUAGCUGCUUCAGUUGUUGACCGCGAUGUAUUAAGAGACCAAAUUGCCAAAGGAUGUACAAGCCAAUCGUUUUUACGCUGCCACAAUGAUAAGGUGGACUUCGUAAAAGAUAUAAAGGAUAUAUAUGAAAAUAGUUUUAGUAGUUUUAUAGCAACAAUAUCUAGUCAAGAAGCAGAAAGUCGAGCUGCAGCGAUUGAAAAUGCAUUUGUAUCUUUAGAUAAUGACCUCUCCGAAGAGGCGCUUAAGCAGCGUAAUAUGCUCACAAUGUCAGUCGCUAUGUCGGGUGCCGUGGCAUGUGUUGCAUAUAUUGAAAAUUUGGAUUUACAUGUAGCCAGCGUGGGCGAUUGUUCAGCAGUACUUGGUGUACAAUCUGCUGAAACCGGUCAAUGGCAUGCCAAAAAACUCAAUAAUGAACACAAUGUAGAUAAUAUACAAGAAGUUACAAGAAUACUUGGUGAACAUCCUGCAGAAGAAAAAGACACUGUAAUACGCAAUGACCGUUUACUAAGUCAACUAGCGCCUUUACGUGCACUUGGCGACUUCCGUUAUAAGUGGUCACAUGAAAUUAUGGAUAAAUAUGUCAUACCCACCUUUGGACCAAAUGUUGUGCCACCAAAUUAUUAUACCCCACCUUAUCUUUCAGGUCGUCCUGAAGUCAUGCAUCACGUACUUACGCCAAAUGAUAAAUUUUUAGUUAUUGCCAGCGAUGGUCUCUUUGAUUUUCUCUCGCCAUCGCAAAUUGUUACAUUAGUAGGUGAUCAUUUGGCUUCCAAAAAGUAUCUUGAACCAAUGAAAUUACCACCUGGCGAUGUUAAAUUGGGUGAGGUUUCAGACAUAUUGGGGAAAAGAAAGGCUGGCCGUGCACGUAAACCAUUGGAUCAAAACUCUGCUACACAUCUUAUACGUAAUGCUUUAGGUAGUACGGAUUAUGGUAUCGAAUUCUCAAAGAUAUCAUAUUACUUGUCUUUACCACAAGAUGUGGUGCGUUUGUAUCGUGAUGAUAUAACUGUGACGGUUAUAUACUUUAACACUGAUUUUAUUGCCAAUUCAACUGUAAAAACUUAAACUGAUUUAUAUUGAGAAAUUUAUAUUUAAAAUUUUAUAAUUCAGACAACAUACGAGUUCCAAUGUAAAUAAUUUCAUAAAUUAUUUAAUGUGCAAUUUUAUAGCCUUUCACUUUUUUGUGACCAAUUCGUAAAUAAUGCGAUUUUUGUUUGCUAAGCAGUUUUUGUUAUU